UGGCAGGUGGCCAGUGAUGGGGCAGGUCAGGAAGGCUCCUGGUGGGGCUGUUGCAACUGACCCAGGCAUAAAGGAGGGUCACUCAGGCCAGGAGGAGGCAGAUUGGGGACCAUGGAGACCCAGAGAGACAGCCUUCCCUGGGGACGCUGGUCACUGUGGCUACUGCUGCUGGGCCUGGCCGUGCCUCCAGCCGCUGCCCAGGUCCUCAGCUACAAUGAGGCUGUGCUCGCUGCUGUGAACGGCUUCAACCAGCGCUCCUCGGAACCUAGUCUCUACCGCCUCCUGGAGCUGGACCAGCAGAGGCCUGAUGCAGACGACAACCCAGACACCCCGAAGCCUGUGAGCUUCACAGUGAAGGAGACCGUGUGCCCCAGGACGACGCAGCUGCCACCAGAGCAGUGUGAAUUCAAGGAGAAUGGGCUGGUGAAGCAGUGUGCGGGGACAGUCACCCUGGGCCGGGCCAAUGGCUACUUUGACAUUAAUUGCGUGGCGAUUAAGAAGGUCGGACUGGGCAGCAAGGUGCAAAAUAUUGUCGAUAAGAUUAAGACAAUUGGCAGAAGAAUCAGAGAUUUUUUUUUUAAUCUAUUUCCCAGGGGGGAGUCCUAAAGGCCUGUAUUGCCCUGGCUCCAAAUCCUGGAUUGAAAAAUAAAUUCUUGUGAAAGC
Molecule: messenger RNA, 663 nt
Organism: Artibeus jamaicensis (Jamaican fruit-eating bat)
Lineage: Eukaryota; Metazoa; Chordata; Mammalia; Chiroptera; Phyllostomidae
Gene: CAMP
Product: cathelicidin antimicrobial peptide
Exons: 4
Coding region: 112-606 (164 amino acids)
Biological process (GO): innate immune response; defense response to Gram-positive bacterium; defense response to Gram-negative bacterium
Cellular component (GO): extracellular region
Molecular function (GO): lipopolysaccharide binding
Source: RefSeq, a predicted model, not a curated record